Molecule: messenger RNA, 1479 nt
Organism: Durusdinium trenchii
Lineage: Eukaryota; Dinophyceae; Suessiales; Symbiodiniaceae
Source: the annotation of a GenBank genome assembly
AUGUCCCCCAAGACCUCGGCGACACGCAAGGUCUUCCUGCGACAGUAUGGUGGAGAGCAGGCACCCUCCUCGGUGUUGGCGCCGAAGGUGGGGCCCCUGGGGAUGUCACCCAAGAAGGUGGGCGAUGAUAUCGUGAAGGGCACCAGCCAGUGGAAGGGCAUCCGUGUGACCGUGAAGUUGACGAUUCAGAACCGCCAAGCCAAAGUGGACGUGGAGCCAAAUGCAACGAGCCUCAUCAUCAAGGCCUUGAAGGAACCUUUGCGUGAUCGAAAGAAGACCAAGAACAUCAAGCACACUGGUAACCUCACGAAGAACGUCUUCCUGGACAUUGUCCGCCAGAUGCGCAAGAAGAGCUUGGCCAAGGAGUUCAAAGGCACCGCCAAGGAGAUCCUGGGCACCUGCUUCGCCGUGGGUUGCACGGUAGAUGGCCAGAAGCCCGGAUCCCUCCAGCAGGCCAUCGAUGAUGACGAAUGGGAACUCCCAACCGAGUGGGAAAUGUUUUAUGAGGAGCUCAGCUGGAUUUCUUCACCCCAGCAGGUGAGCGACGACAUUGCGAUUGUGGGUACCUUGGACUUCUUCACCCCGAUCGUCGACGAACCUGAGGUCUUUGGCGGCAUCGCGGCGGCGAAUGCCUUGUCAGAUGUGUAUGCAAUGGGUGCCAAACCCAUUUUUGCCAUGAACAUUGUGGGCUUUCCAUCCAAUCGCCUGCCGCCAUCCGUAUUGGCCAGGAUACUCAAGGGCGGCCAGGAGAAGUGUGCCGAGGCCAAAGUCUCGAUUUUGGGCGGCCACACGGUGGAAGAUUUGGAGCCCAAGUACGGCCUCGCCGUGAUAGGUGUGGUUCACCCGAAGAAGGUUUGGCGCAACAACGCCUUGCGAGCUGGCGAUAGCUUGAUUCUGACCAAGCCGAUUGGAACCGGAAUUCUGGGAACUGCACAGAAGAAAGGCUUGCUGGAACCUGGGACGCGGAAGCAGCUGGAAGACACGCUGCUCCAGCUGAACAAGACAGCCGCUGAGGUGGCGCAUGCCGAAGCGGAGGUCCACGCAGCCACGGAUGUCACUGGCUUUGGCUUGCUGGGACAUCUGAAGGAAAUGCUCACACCAGAAGACUCUGAGCCUGCAGCUAAACGAGCGCGACAAGGAAAUGGUGAAAGCCGGUUCUUGUGCGCUGUGAUCAGUGCUCAGGCAGUGCCUUUGCUGCCACAGGCCAAAGACUUGGCUGGAAACGAUCAAUGCGUGCCUGGAGGCUCUUUGAAUAACUUGAAGUUGGUGGAACCCACGACCUGCUUCCCGAAGGGCAUAUCCAGGGAAAUGAAGCUUCUGCUUGCAGACGCACAAACCUCUGGAGGCCUUUUGUUGGCCGUGCCUGGAGAUGGGUCGAAGUUGGUGGCUGCUUUGCAGAAAGCCGGUUUGCCCAGAACCGCGCGGAUCGGAGAGGUCAGAGAAGCAACACAAGGAGCCACCAUCGUAGUGGAACCCUGA